Molecule: messenger RNA, 418 nt
Organism: Triticum aestivum (bread wheat)
Lineage: Eukaryota; Viridiplantae; Streptophyta; Magnoliopsida; Poales; Poaceae
Exons: 2
Coding region: 35-418 (127 amino acids)
Source: RefSeq, a predicted model, not a curated record
AAAGCCCAUAGCACUGGCGACAUCUCCGGCAUAAAUGCAAGGAGGAUUUAUAGCUGAUAUAGGAUCUUGUGGAACUGGAUUUGAUUCUGCAAGCGGUUCGGUACGAACGAAGAAAUUUCGAACAAAAGGAUCAGAACUCGCUGAUAGGAAAGGAGAGAAAAACAAAGCAAUGCCAAGAGCUCCGUCAAUCUGCUGUUCAUCGAUAGACGAAGCUCUCUCUUUUUCAUCUCGUGCCAGAUGUAACAAAAGAUUAGUCCUUUUUCCUUCUCGCGAACCACGGGAGCGCCCAACGCCCAGAAGAGCAAAGCUCAUUUUCAAAACAGGUCUGUGGGGAAAUCAGAAUUCACCAUUGAAUCCUGUGGAUCAGCUCCCUUACAUAAUAAUAUUUCACUGUAUCAACUACGAGGGGAAAAUCUGA